AUGUCGAUCGUGUCCGGAACCGGAGCUGUCCAUCUCACUGACGACGUGCGCUCGGCUGUCGUCGCCGUCAGCAAGCGCUACCACUUCACCACCACCACCUCCGCCAGCGACAACUCGCCGCUCUUCGUGCCCUUCUGCACCCUCAAGUUCGUCGACGGCAAGCAGUCCUGCCUCACCAUCGACACCGUCUCCGCCACCACGCCAGCCUCUUCUUCAUCAUCGGACUCCGGCAGCGAGAUGGCGGCGGCGACGUGGGAGAGCCUGGUGGCGAGCCUGCCGCGCGACCAGUGCCGCAUGGCCGUGGCGCAGAUGCCGUGGCGAGCCCACGCCGAUGGCGUCGUGCGGUCGCGCCUGGUGUUCAUCCUGUGGGCGCCCGAGGCCACGUCGACCAAGGAGCGCAUGGUGGCGAGCAUGUUCGCCAAGGGCGCCAAGGGCCUCAUCGACCAGUGGGGCGCCGGCAUGAGCCUGCCCAUCCAGGCCGCCGGCGUCGAUGACCUCGCCCUCGAGGACGUCGAGGACAAGAUCCGGGCCAAGGCCACCGUCAAGUAG
This is a messenger RNA of Acanthamoeba castellanii str. Neff, 549 nucleotides long. RefSeq lists its product as uncharacterized. The record is from RefSeq and is a predicted model, not a curated record. The transcript has a single exon. Gene Ontology annotation, molecular function: actin binding. NCBI's taxonomy places the organism in Eukaryota, Discosea, Longamoebia, Acanthamoebidae. The coding region runs from base 1 to 549 and encodes 182 amino acids.